AUGGAGAAAUGUGUAACUUCGGAGGUGGAGAGUGAAGAGUGGAAUGAAGAGAUGGAUGAGGAGUUUGAGGAAGUGGUGGUAGCGGUGAGUGAUGAGACGGAUGUGGAAGUUGGGGUGGAGGUGGAGAGUGAUGGUGUGGAUGAUAGUGAAAGUGGUGGUGUUGGAGUUGGUGGUGGUUGUGGCGCACAAUUACUUCCUGCAAACACCAACAAGUCUCCUCGUGAUCUCACUUCUCCUUUGUCUCAUUUGUCUUCGCCUCAUUCACCUCCUCAAUCUCCUUCUACUUCGACCUCUACUUCUACGCCUCUUUCCACUUUAGCUCCAUCUCCUUCUUUCCCCACUCUUCCUUCACCACAUUCAUUGCAUCACCUUGCAAUUCACCAACAUUUACUCUCCACUAAUGACGAUGAGAAUGCUCAGAAUUCCAAUGAUUCAAUCGCCACUUCUCCUCCUCCUCCUCCU
Rodentolepis nana is the source of this 462-nucleotide messenger RNA. The record is from the annotation of a GenBank genome assembly. NCBI's taxonomy places the organism in Eukaryota, Metazoa, Platyhelminthes, Cestoda, Cyclophyllidea, Hymenolepididae.